This is a messenger RNA of Anolis carolinensis (green anole), 7621 nucleotides long. RefSeq names its product period circadian regulator 2 (gene per2). Gene Ontology annotation, cellular component: cytoplasm; nucleus. Gene Ontology annotation, molecular function: transcription corepressor binding; transcription cis-regulatory region binding. Gene Ontology annotation, biological process: entrainment of circadian clock by photoperiod; circadian regulation of gene expression; negative regulation of transcription by RNA polymerase II. The record is from RefSeq and is a predicted model, not a curated record. Bases 471 to 4325 code for a protein of 1284 amino acids. The transcript has 22 exons. Lineage: Eukaryota; Metazoa; Chordata; Lepidosauria; Squamata; Anolidae.
CCUCAGGCACGGUCACGUUGCGGAGGGUAUGAGGCCGGAGUCGGCCGCACCGAAGGCAGGCUUGAGAGGGAGAGCGGAAGAGAGAGGAAGGGAGGGGGGCUCCCCUCCGAGGGGCGGGGGUCGGCCUCAGCGCGAGAGGGGCCGCUUCCGGCCAAGACCACCCGCCUCGCAGUCCCUUCGCGCCGAGGCUGAGGCAAAGGGCGGUUGUGUAACACCAGGCUUCCGCCAGUCAGCCCGCAUGCCGUCUCCUCACUGUCGUCGUCUCUGUUGCGGGCGAGGGGCUCCCUCGGGGUCAGUAGGUUGUGAACGCUAAGAUAAAGGUGUGAAGAGUUAUGAACAGUAACACAAAUAUGGCUUGAAAAAUAACAAAACUGCAUCCGGUUUUCAUAUUUCAUUGAAAAGCUGAAUUCUGGAAGUUGAGCUUUGUAAAACAUUUCAUUGUGGUAGUUGUUUUUAAAAGACUCCUCAGCAUGAGUGACUACUUGGAAAUAGAAAAUGCUAAAAUGAUCGUAGAAAGCACAGAUAUUCAGAUGAAGAAUGAACAGAAUCUGAAUGUUCUACAAGAAGACUUUGAAAUGAAUGGGGAAUCAAGUGCAAAUGAUGCCAAUGAACAUUACUCCAUUGGACAUGACUCUCAUAGUAAUGAGGGUGAAGAAAAUGGAAAAGAAACAGCUAUGAUAAUGGAAUCGUUAGAAUGUUAUAAAAGCAGUGAACUGACUUUGAAAUCAAAAACUCAGAAGGAACUGAUAAAAACAUUGCAAGAAUUAAAAGGGCAUCUUCCUCCUGAUAAAAUGAUCAAAGGCAAAUCUAAUAUCCUAGCAACGCUGAAAUAUGCACUACGAAGCAUUAAGCAAGUUAAAGCCAAUGAAGAAUAUUAUCAGUUGAUGAUGAUAAAUGAGAGCUAUCCCUGUGGUCUUGAUGUAUUGUCCUAUACUGUUGAAGAUGUCGAAAACAUUACUACAGAGUAUAUCAUGAAGAAUUCAGACAUGUUUGCUGUAGCUGUUUCUUUGGCUACUGGGAAAAUUCUCUACAUCUCUGAUCAGGUUGCAUCAAUUCUUCAUUGUAAGAAGGAUUUGUUUAAAAAUGCCAGAUUUGUGGAAUUUCUGGCACCCCAGGAUGUUAGUGUGUUCUAUAGUGCUACUACUCCAUACAGAUUGCCAUCUUGGAGUAUUUGCAGUGGAGUAGAAUCUACCACACAAGAGUGCAUAGAAGAAAAAUCUUUUUUCUGCCGCAUCAGUGCAGGAAAAGAGCAUAUAAAUGAGAUUUGCUACCACCCAUUUCGUAUGACUCCAUAUCUUAUUAAAGUACAGAAUAUAGAGGAUCAGCUUUGUUGUGUAUUGCUUGCAGAAAAGGUGCACUCUGGAUAUGAAGCACCAAGAAUUCCUCCUAAUAAAAGAGUCUUUACAACCACACAUACACCAAGUUGUUUAUUCCAAGAUGUAGAUGAAAGAGCUGUACCUCUGUUGGGUUACUUACCUCAGGAUUUAAUUGGGACCCCUGUGUUAAUGCACCUUCAUCCAAGUGAUCGACCUUUAAUGCUAGCAAUUCACAAAAAAAUACUUCAGUGUGGUGGUCAGCCAUUUGACUAUUCACCAAUCAGAUUCUGUUCUAGAAAUGGUGAAUAUGUAACUCUGGAUACUAGCUGGUCUAGUUUCAUCAACCCCUGGAGUCGAAAGAUUUCCUUUAUAAUUGGAAGACACAAAGUUAGAACAGGUCCCUUGAAUGAAGAUGUGUUUGCACCUCAUUGCGCAGAAGAAAAAAGUAUUCAUCCUAAUGUUCAGGAGAUUACGGAACAAAUACAUCGGUUAUUAUUACAGCCAGUACAUAACAGUGGCUCUAGUGGUUAUGGAAGCUUGGGCAGCAAUGGAUCGCAUGAACACCUUAUGAGUGUGGCUUCCUCCAGUGACAGCAAUGGGAACAAUAAUGAAGAUAUCCAGAGGAUACCCAAGCCUAACUCUUCUCGAGGUACCUACAAAGAUGGACCUGUGGCCAAAAAUAAAGAAGAGUAUGUUCCUUUUGAUUCCAGAUCACAGCCUGAAAAUCAAAAAAUAUCUUAUGGAGAGAAACCCAGUGACCAGUGUGGUCAUAUGAAAAAUUCCACUUCAUUAGCCGAAAAUGAUACUGUUGGAAUUGUUUGUCAGAGAAGCCUAGCUGGAGACGAAUUGGCUUGGGGAGAUCAGCCUGUGUAUUCAUAUCAGCAGAUCAGCUGUUUAGAUAGUGUUAUCAGGUAUUUGGAAAGUUGCACUGCAGAUGAGGCUGUAAAGAAAAAGCCUCCAACUGUAUCAAAUGCUGUUUCACCGAAUUCGGAUAUACACAGAAAUAAAAUGAAUGAUAAUAGCAUUAGAACAUCCACAGAAGAAAGUGGGCAGUCAAAAGCUCAUAUAGGCCCUACAGUGUUGGAGUCACCAGAUAAAUCUUCUACUGUUGUUGGUGCUCACUUAACCUCUUUGACUUUGCCUGGAAAACCUGAAAGUGUUGUGUCUUUUACCAGUCAGUGCAGCUACAGCAGUACCAUAGUUCAUGUUGGAGACAAAAAACCACAACCUGAAAUAGAAAUAAUAGAAGAUGGUCCCACUGGCACAGAACCCACAGAGGGCCAACUUGUUGCUCCUCAGUCUAACACUUCUCAAAAGAACCAAGAGAAAGAGGCAUUUAAGAAAUUAGGAUUAACAAAGGAAGUCCUUGCAGUACAUACACAAAAAGAAGAGCAGAACUUUCUAAACAAGUGUAAAGAAAUAAAAAAGUCUCAUAUUUUUCAGUAUCAUUGCAAUUACUACUUUCAAGAAAAAAACAGAAAACAUCCUGGUGGACAUGGUAUUUAUGGACUACAGCAUGGCUCUGGCAUAGAGCACUCUUGGAAAAAAAAUGGGAAGAACAGGAAAUCUAAGUCAAAACGAUAUAAGCCACACGAGUCUUCAGAUAGUACAGUGUCUGGUACCAAACUCCCUCACAGGUUUCCUCUUCUGGGCCCAAAUGCAACUGGCUGUACCCCAUCAGAUACUUCCCAAGCAAGUUGCCCCACCAUGCCUUUUCCUGCCGUUAUGCCUGCAUACCCACUUCCAGCUUUUCCACCUACAGGGACUGUGCCAUCAGGUCCUGAAGCCUCUCUUUCUGGUUUGAAUGAAUCGCAGGACUUGGGAAAUAAUUGUGCUUUGCCCUUAUCACAGUUUCCUGCACCACUAGUGACUCCAGUGGUAGCCCUUGUACUUCCCAACUAUGUGUAUCCCCAGGUGAACCACAGUGUCUCUCAAACGCUUUAUCCUGACCCGCCUAGUUUUUCUGGCCAACCCUCUUUCUCUUCACCAUCACAGUUUACAGCACAGCUUCCAUUCACUCCCUUAAACCCAUUCCCUCCACAAACAAUGUUUCCAGCACAGCCAUUCCCUUACAGUCCAUCAGCAGACAAUGAAAAGGCCCCUGUCACAGAAUCCAGAAAUGACCCAUCACGCUCCUGUACACCACAGUCCUUGGGUCCACAGGAUCAGCCCUCAACGCCGUUAUUCCAAUCACGAUGCAGUUCUCCUCUACAGUUGAAUCUUUUGCAGCUAGAAGAAAUGCCUAAAGUAACUGAAAACGGAACCACUGGUCCACUGAGCGGCCUUGGAACUGUAACAGAUGGAGAGACCACCUGCAAACCCAUGACAUUAGAGGAUUGUAACAGAGAAGCACCAUCCCCUAUGGACUCUCCAAUGGAAGCUCAAAAUUCAGACACCUUCUCUGUAUCAAGUGAUUUACUUGAUAUUCUACUUCAAGAAGAUGGAAGUUCAUCAAGAAGUGGUGUUUCAGCUGCUACUGAGUCUUUAGGAUCUGGUUCAAAUGGAUGUGGUAUGUCAGGCAGUGGAACAGGAGGUAGCGAGACAAGUAAUACGAGCAAAUAUUUUGGGAGCAUUGACUCCUCUGAAAAUAAUCAUAAAACAAAAGUUCCUGAAGUGGAAGAAAGUGAGCAGUUCGUUAAGUAUGUCCUCCAGGAUCCUAUCUGGCUGCUGAUGGCAAAUACAGAUGAUGCUGUUAUGAUGACUUACCAGAUACCAUCAAGAAACUUGGAAGCUGUUUUAAAAGAGGACAAACUGAAACUGAAACAGAUGCAGAAGUUUCAGCCUAAGUUUACUGAGGAUCAAAAAAGAGAGCUUCUUGAAGUGUAUCCAUUGAUUCAGAAGGGUGGACUUCCUGAGAUGGUUGCUAAUUCUUUGUGUAUGUAUUGUGAAGACAACAUUAACAGCAGAUCUUACACACAAGAUGAAGAGGAGGUUCAUGAAAUGGAGCUUAAUGAAAUGAGUGAAGACUGUGGGGAAAAUAAUUUGAAUACACUGAACAGUCAUCAGUGAAGAUGUCUGAUUCAAAAGAUCCAUUUCCACAGUGCCUGCUACAUUUAACAGUUGCAGUUUAUCAUUAGAUCUUAAUGGUUUUUAAGUUGUUUCUUGUAAAAUGAAUCAAACGAAUGCAUUUUUUGUUCUAGAAAAAGGUCAUUUGUGAUAAACCUCUUUGAAUGGCAGUAAUUUUUCUAUCACUUGCAGCCGUUGCUGAAGAUGUAUAUUUUGUGUUCUUUUUAAUAGCCCUUUCAGAUUCUGAAGCACCUUUCUGUAAAACUACAGAAAAAUACCAUCAAUCAGUAAAAUGUCACAAAACUUUAGAAUUUAUGCAAUUUCAAAAAUUACUUUCCACUCUGCAUUUUCUGUGGCUGAUAAUAUCCAAACCCUUUAUUUUUCAGUCUGAGAAUAUCUAAAAUAAAUUCCAGAUUGAGUGGAAAAUAAAUCCUAAAUAAGUCGCAAGUGUUUGACUUAUCUAAAGGGCUUAGUUUCCCUUUCCCCAUUUCAUUUGAUAAUAUCUGUAUUCUGAUUUCUUGGAGUUAUAUGAAUUCACUUACAAUAUCCAAACAUCUGUUCAACAUAUUAAAAAUAUUUUAUCAGUGUUAAAGCAUCAAGCAGUAACCAUACCGUAUGUUUUCUAAAUUCUAAUCAACUGUCCCUGAAAUUAUAUAUUCCUUACUUGCUUGCUAAAUGUUGCAGUUGUUUCUGUUUACAAUUUCCUCUCAUAUAUUCACUCAUCAGCCAUAAGUGAUAAUCAUCUGAAACAGUUUUGGGCAGAAAACAGAAAUAUUCAUUAGUAGUAGUAAAAAAAAAACCCAAACAAAAUCACUGCCUCACCUUUUAGUUGUUAUCAAGAGUAUCUUUAACAUUGGCAUUCUGGUGUGGUUUAAGUAUUGUUUGCGUAAGAGGAAGAGACUUGAAACUGAUGCAGUUCUUCUGCAUUGGUGUAAUCUUUCUAUAUAGUGGAGAAAGAUCAAAUAGUAUACUAAUCAGCCAGUUGAGUUACCCUUUGUUGUUGUUUUUUAAAAAAAAAGAUGAAUUGUAACAUUAAAAUUUCUAUGUUUGGAGAAGAUAUGGCUUAGGUCAUAUGACAUCUUCCUAUUCUCUUCCUUCACUUUGUCAGGCCAGUACAAGUUGCUUUACCAGUUGGAAUACAGCUUAUUUUCUCUCUACUGAUUCUGUAGCCACGUUAUCCAUAUGAUGAAUAGUGUGGCCUCCUUUGGCAGCUGAAGAAGAUAGAAGCCGAAGUGUUUUGCUCUUGAAAUAUAUAUAUAUAUAUAUAUUAAAGUUUUGUGUGUGUGUGUGUGUGUGUGUGUGUGUGUGUAUAUAUAUAUAUAUAUAUAUUGUGCAGAGAAUGGGAAACUAUUAAGGGAGCCCAACUUUAUUUGAAGCUAGAUGUUUUUAAAGAUUCCUUGUUUCUCAAACAUCAGUUUCUAAUGAUAAUGGAAACAUGGAUGUUGAUGUGUUGUAGAGAAACUAUAGCUGGACAUUGUAGAAGAUUUCAUAUAUUAGUCAUGCUUCAAAAAAUAAGCUGGAAGCACAAUAUAUCUGUAGGUAGACAGGCAUAUACCAUAUAUACUCAUGUAUAAGUCAACCUCCUGUAGAACUCAAAGGGCAGGUUUGAGGGCCAAAAUCAUGGGUUUUUAUAUGACCCAUGGAUAAAUUGAGGCUUAUUUCACAGAGAAAGUUCCAGCAUUAUUUUGGGACCGGGCAGCCCUUUCUGCCACUGCCAUUUUCCCAGCCAGACAUUCAGAAAGGCCACAGAAGUUGUGAAGGGGGAUCAGAGCAUCUUUUAGGUUUUCCCAGGAUGGGCUAAGCUCUCAUCUUUCACCACUCAGAGAACUGAAUGGUUCCUUUUAGAUUAAAAGACUUAAGAGUAACAUUUACCCAUGAAUAAGUCGACCUAAUUUUUUUUAGGUUGGCUUUUUGACUAAAAUGUCUAGAUUUACACAUGAUCACAUAGACAACCAUUUUCCAUGUGUUCCUAUCAAUCAUGGCAUAGGAACUGUCAUGCGAAGACUGACCAAUUAGCCAUUGAGAUAAAAAUCCAGUCUGCUUAUGAAACCAAAGCCAAAGUAAGGCAAUAGGUAAUAGGUAAGGCAAUAAGUAAAGCAGGAAAAUCCCAGACAAUCAUGUAUUUACUUAUUCUUUCUAUGUCUUUGUUUUUAUAAGUUUCUCUGCUAGUCAUAAUCUAGUAUGCAUCUUUGGAUGUGAAUCUGCAUCACAUGAUCAGUUGCUUAACUGGUAAUUUUAUGUAGAUCACUAAAUUGCACGGCUGUAUUAUACAUAGCAAUUGAUGUUUGCUUGAAACUUGCUCUUGUUAAUUCAUUCUGGUGUAUCCCAAUUUUAUAUUUGUAGGAGUGUAAAUACUAUUUCACUGUGCACUUAGUCUACAUUUUUUUUCUCAACACAACUAAUAUUGUUGAAAAAGACAAACUGACGCGCAUGUAGGAACGAAUCCUGAUAAAACCUUUCCUAAUUGUAUUUCAAGUCCUUACUGUUAAGUAAAUGAAUAUUUGUCUAUAACAUAAGAAUGCCAGUAAAUUGGUGUAUUAUGCAUAUUAUGUUGUGCUUAAAAUAACAACAUUAAGUGUUACUCAGAGUUAACUUGAGAAAUUAAGCUUCAUCUAAUGACAGCUUGAUCUACAAUCACUUACGUCCAGGCCCUAUAUAUUGUAUUUAAAUCACAUGGAAACAUAUUAGCACUAAAAAGAAAAAUCUCAGUCUAGAAAGUUCUAUAUGAUUUGCUCCAAAAUUUACAAAACCUCAAGUUUGUGGGGGGAAGGGGGGGAGAAUCCUCCAUUUUAAGAGAUAUAAUUUAAGUGUUUUGUUUUUUAAAAAAUCAGGAGUCUCACUAGUAGCUUGCUGGAUUGUGACAGGAUAGUUUGUUAGUGUUUUGAAUAGGGUGUGGAUGAAUUCUGAUACACAGCUCCAUUGCUGGUUUGCAUCUGUGGAUGUGUGUUUAAUGAAACCUGAGAGAGAGAGAGCGAAUGUAUCUCAAGCCUUUAAUGGGUGUCUUAAUACUUUUAAAGUGAUUUUUAUUUGCAAGGUAAUACUGAAAAGUUCUUAUACAUUUUUUAAAUUGCAAGCCUACUUUUUAGACAUGAUAUUGAAACCAGCCUUCUCCAAAUGUAUUGUAGACUGUUUAAAUUGAAUAUACAUAGUCACUAGGAGAAAAUUUUGUUGAGGUGUGGUUUUUUCCAUCAGCAACCAAUGUUUUCUGUAUCCUGUGCAAUAUAUUGUUUUUGUUACUUGUAACAACUUUUAUUAAAUGCUUUCUAGAAAAAUGGAAAAUAAAGCAGAUUUAUUUUUUA